UUUGCAAGUCUGCCUCUUCUCCUGCUGCGCCUGUGUGGGUUCUUGUCGACGCCAGCAAACGGACCUCAACUUCGCACAGAUCCACCGCAGCUAAACACGCGCUGGAGAUCCCUGAGACUUCCCGGGGCUUCCCUUUGGUAACCGGAUUGUGACGGCACAGGAGCUCUGCUGCGCUUCAGCGACUGAGAGGCGACCGCCUAUGAUCCCACUGACCGUCCUGCUGCAUCACAAAGGCGGGAAGGAACCGGAUCCAGGUGCCGGCAGUUGAUCUAACAAGUUGUGUGGAGGAUUCUGGGAGCAGCCCGACUCUAAAAUGCCUGUGGCAACAUCCAGCUCGGACUCUGCCAUGCAUCAGGCUCUGGACACAUUGAGCGACAGCACCAGCUCGACUACAGCUAAUGACCUGGAUCUCAUCUUCCUCAAAGGCAUCAUGGAGAGCCCGGUGGCCCAUGAACACUUUGAGGAACCAAAACUAGAGGCUGUGAGCGAAAACAAUGUGGAGCUGGUCCAGGACAUCCUCAAAGAGCUCGGUCCACUCACAAACAGGAGCCAGGCAGCUGAGGAGCUCGCCCGUAUCCUUAAGGAGCCUCACUUCCAGUCCCUCCUGGAGACCCAUGAUUCUGUGGCAUCCAAAAACUACGAGACCCCUCCUCCGAGCCCCUGCUCCUUCAUGGACGCGGCUCUCAACAAUCAACCCGUUCCACCAGACGCAGUCAGGAUGGUGGGCAUCAGGAAGGUGUCCGGAGAGCACUUGGGAGUGACCUUUCGAGUGGAGAACGGUGAGCUGGUGAUUGCCAGGAUCCUUCACGGCGGUAUGAUCGACCAGCAAGGCCUGCUCCACGUGGGUGACAUCAUCAAGGAGGUGAACGGCAAGGAGGUGGACAAUGACCCCAAAGUGCUCCAGGAGAUGCUGAAGAAGGCAAGCGGCAGUGUGGUGCUGAAGAUCCUGCCAAGCUACCAGGAGCCACACACACCGAGACAGGCCUUUGUAAAAUGCCACUUUGAUUACGACCCCACUCACGAUAACCUGAUUCCCUGCAAGGAGGCAGGCCUCAGCUUCACAAGCGGAGACAUUUUGCAGAUCUUUAACCAGGAAGACCUUAACUGGUGGCAGGCCUGCCACAUAGAAGGAGGCAGCGCAGGCCUCAUUCCGAGUCAGCUUCUUGAGGAGAAGAGGAAAGCUUUUGUGAAGAGGGACAUGGAGCUCGCCACCACAGGUCCUUUGUGUGCAGGAAUGGGGGGCAAGAAGAAAAAGAAGAUGAUGUAUUUAACCACCAAGAAUGCAGAAUUUGAUCGACAUGAGCUGCGGAUCUAUGAGGAGGUUGCCAAAGUUCCUCCCUUCAGGAGGAAGACACUGGUUCUGAUCGGAGCGCAGGGAGUCGGCCGACGCAGUCUGAAGAACAAACUGCUUGUGUCGGAUCCCCAACGCUACGGGACCACCGUACCCUUCACCUCCAGGAAGCCGAAGGUAGAUGAGAGGGAUGGUCAGAUGUAUGGUUUCAUGUCACGGAGUGAGAUGGAGUGUGACAUCAGAAGCGGUCGUUUCCUGGAGCAUGGCGAGUACGACGGCAACUUGUACGGCACCAAGAUCAACUCCAUACAAGAGGUGAUAGAAACAGGAAAGAUCUGCAUCCUGGACGUCAACCCACAGGCCCUGAAAGUCCUGCGGACGUCUGAAUUCCUGCCCUACGUUGUGUUCAUUGAAGCCCCGGACUUUGAAGUCCUCAAAGCUAUGAAUAGGUCAGCAAUUGAAUCGGGAGUUGUCACAAAACAGUUGACGGACUCUGAACUAAAGAGGACAGUGGACGAGAGCGAGCGCAUAAAGAGGGCCUACGGACAUUACUUUGAUCUCUGCAUUGUGAACGAUGGUUUGGAGGCGGCCUUCCGAAGCCUCCGGCUGGCUCUGGAGAAGCUCUCCAUGGAGCAUCAGUGGGUGCCGGUCAGCUGGGUGUUCUGAGCAUCAUCGGCAAAGAGUCGGAGUCGGAGUCCGAGGACAUUUUGCUAUUGAAGCGGAGGGAGCCGUGCAUCAGAACUCAGCACAAGGGACCAGCCUCAUGAGCAUUUUUGUACAAACUAAGUGUUCCUCUGUUCAGUCUAAUGUCAAGUUGUGAUUAAGUUCUCAAAACUGGGUGUUUGUUGAGGAGACUUUAGAGUUGAUGAUGAGGUGUAGUGCAAUUGUGAGAUCAUAGACACGUGGACAGUAAACAGUUGGACUUUUAUUUGGAGGGACAGUUUUAGCCUUCACAAAUCUUAAAUACUUUAUGUAGUGUAAUGUUUACAUUGGUUCUGUAGGAAGGGUUGAGGAUAGUUAUCAAAUUUGUUUUGAAAACUUAAUAUUUUGCCAUUUGAUCACAUUUUAUGAUUGUACAUGUUCAGAAAUGUGCUUAAUCUAUGUCAACACAGAUCUAAAAAAACCUAAAUGGCAAUAGUAACUGAAACAUACAUGCAAUACAUUUACUGACGCACUCUAAAGUGAACACACAUUUCUGUUUUCGGGAACAGUGGAAGACGUUGUUGCCGAGACAAUUCUUUUUCAUGAUUUUUAGUUCUUUUUGAAUGUUGAUCCCUGUAUGUUUGUUUCUCCUGACAGUUAGAGGAUUUAGCAAAUGGACCAAUCUGUUGCAUCUGAACGUUUCUGUUUGAGUUUUACCUGUAGCACCAAUAACAAUCAAACCCCGUCAGGAAGCCAGAAUAAUCCAGUUUAGUAGCCGUGAUGCAUUAUUUGCAGUGUUUACCGAAGGGAAAACAU
Molecule: messenger RNA, 2749 nt
Organism: Fundulus heteroclitus (mummichog)
Lineage: Eukaryota; Metazoa; Chordata; Actinopteri; Cyprinodontiformes; Fundulidae
Gene: mpp2b
Product: membrane protein, palmitoylated 2b (MAGUK p55 subfamily member 2)
Exons: 14
Coding region: 314-1957 (547 amino acids)
Cellular component (GO): plasma membrane; cell-cell junction
Molecular function (GO): protein binding
Source: RefSeq, a predicted model, not a curated record